Messenger RNA from Protobothrops mucrosquamatus (brown spotted pit viper), 4294 nucleotides. RefSeq names its product ankyrin repeat and MYND domain containing 1 (gene ANKMY1). The coding region runs from base 176 to 3295 and encodes 1039 amino acids. The transcript has 17 exons. Gene Ontology annotation, molecular function: protein binding. Lineage: Eukaryota; Metazoa; Chordata; Lepidosauria; Squamata; Viperidae. The record is from RefSeq and is a predicted model, not a curated record.
AGGGGUAUCCAGAGCUGCCGAGAGAGGCCUGCCCGCCUUUUCCCUGCUACUGGGGGGCGAUAGGAGCAGCGCUUUGAGGACGUCUUCACUGACUGUUACGUCUCUACUCUCCUCCCCGGCCCUUAUGAGGCGGCGUCUGCGGGUCCGGAGGACUCUUCCCCGACCUUGAGAUCCAAUGGAGGCUAUUCGGGCUGCCGCUCCGGCUCUUGGAAAGAAGAAAAAUAAACCAGGAUAUGGCUUCUCAGCAAAUAAUUCAUUCUCAAGAGAAGAAGAAAGUGAAAUUGAGACUGAGCAAAUACCUGCUGUUGAUUAUGAGUGUGGUGAAGAAGAAGAGAGAGAAGAUUAUGAGAAAGAGAGUAAUGAACAGCAAGAUAUAUUAGUUGAAGAUGAUCUGAACAAUAAUAGGAUUGAGUAUAAAUCUGGAGUGCAAGAAUGGCCAGAUGGUUCUUGUUAUAAAGGCGAAUUUUCAUUUGAUUUAAAACUUGGAUAUGGAGAAUUUGCAUGGGACAAUGGUGAGAGAUAUAUAGGGCAAUUUUAUAAAGAUCACCGUCAUGGCAAAGGAGUUUACUUUUGGCCUAAUGGCUCCAGAUUUACAGGUUCAUUUUAUCUUAAUCGUAAAGAAGGCUAUGGGACCAUGGAAUUUACGGAUGGAAAACGAUUUCAGGGGCUUUAUAAGGCUGAUGAGCGUUUUGGACCAGGAAUUGAAACUUACCCAGAUGAUAGGCAAGAUGUUGGCCUGUGGCACCGAAACCAUAUUAUUAAACUAUGUACAGAAAUUCAUGAGCAUUUUACUAUUUCUGAUUUCCCAGAACUCAAUAUCUAUUUUGAUUCUGAGUCUAAAGAACAGUAUAUUUCAGAGGAAAGCACUUCAAUGUGGGACCUGAAUGAAGAAAAGGAUCCGUUUUUCUACAGAUUCAAACGUCUUCUGCUAAAUGAUGACAACUAUACGUUGCCUGCUAAUAUGUAUAUAUAUUCAAUUGAUGCAGAUAAUCUUCCUCUUACUCAAUCCUUCUUGAAAGAGUUUGAUUUUCAAUAUUUUAAGAAAAGAAAUCAUCACGCUUCUGAAAAACCAUGGCAUAUAACCAACACAACCGCUAUUCUGGUUAAGAUGCAGAAAAACAUAUAUAAAUAUAGGCAUUGUCAGAACGAAAUAGACGGGAAUGUUAAUGCCAUUAUCAAAGGCAACCGAUAUAGUUUUGCACCCAAAGGUCCCAAAGAGCUUAUUGCUGAAGAAUUGAUUGAGAAAUCAGCAGAAGGAGGCUAUAAAAGAGUGUAUGAGAUUCUGAGGGACAAUCUGGCCCAUCCAGAUAUAGCAGAUAUGAGUGGAUAUACUGCUCUUGCUGCUGCUGCUUUGAAUUAUCAAGAAGACAUCAUCAACCUUCUUCUAGAUUGUGGAGCUGAUGUGAAUAAAUGCAGUGAUGAAGGAUUAUCAACUUUAUCCAUGUGUGUUAUUCACUAUUUCCCUGCAGAAGGAUUUCAGCCCAAUAUUGCUGAAAGGAAUAUCUUUAUAAAAGAGUCAGAAGACAUCCUUGAAGAAAUGUCUAAAGAAUCUAUACAGUCAGAGAUAUCUCAGUUAUCUGAAGCGAGUACAAAUGCUACCAGCCUAGUAUCAGUUGAAGCAUUGUCAUUCUCAGUUGAAAAGACAGAAUUUGUCCCAGAUGUUGAAAUUAAGUCAUCAGAGGAAACAGAUAACGGAGAAAAGGGCUCUGGGACAAUUUGUGGUAUUUACAACUACAAAAUUAAGAUUUCUCCAGAAACUAUGCAUCAUGGUGCAGUUGUUCUUAGCCAGCAUAUGUUACAAACUCAGUGUUAUCCAGACACUGGGGACACUAUUCAUCAGGAAGGCACCUUAAGGAGAAUGGCAGCAUCAUUAACAGAGCAAAAAAAGAGAAUGUCUAUAAUUAAAGUGCUCCUAAGGAGAGGUGCUGAUCCAAAUAUUUCCAACAUCCCAAUGCAUGUACUGUUCUUUGCUGUUAAAGCCGCUGAUGCAGAGGCUGUGCGUAUACUUCUAGAAGCUGGAGCACGGACUGACAUACGACUUCCAACCAGACUUCGGGGUGUGGCUCCUCUUCAUAUUGCUGCUGCCCUUCCUUGUGCAGAAGGGAUUGUAAUCACAGAAUUGCUACUUCAUGCUGCUGCAGAUCCUGAUGUAAGGGCAGAAGAUGAGAAAGAUAAAUUCCGGUUAGAUAAGAUUCCAACGAAGUUUGAUAUUGGUGAAUCAGUAUCUUUCAUGAAAAUGAAUAAUGAAACCGGACCACCCAAACUUUACUACAAAGAAUGUACUAUUGUCCCAGAGGAAGGUGGGAGGACACCUCUUCAUAUUGCCUGUGAGAGGGAAGACAAUCUUAUGAAUGCUGGCAAAGUUAUUCAUCAUCUGUUAAAUCACAAUGCAAAUCCAAAUGUCCUGUGGAGUGGCCAUUCCCCUCUUUCACUAGCAGUUGCCAGUGGAAAUCAACAGGCAGUUGCUGAACUUCUGGCUGGUGGAGCUGAUCCAAAUCUACCUUUAAGCCAAAGUCUUGCAAGUGCCCUGUGUGCUGUUAUUAAUCCUGCAUAUGAGCAGAAUGGGACAUUAGCAACUAAGAUAGCACUGAUUGAUUCUCUCAUAGCAGCAGGUGCAGAGAUGUUGAUGCCAAUUACUCUUAUUGAUGAGUGUAGAACUGCAGUGGGGACAGUUGUGGACUAUGCAUAUUUCAAAUAUUAUCAGGAUAAAAGACUGUUGCAUACUCCCCUCCAUUCUCUGUCACCAGUAGAGAGGGAUACUUAUGCAUUUCGACGAAAGAUGCUGGAUUUUCUCAGUGAACGGCUUCGUGGGUGUGUCAUUGAAAAGGAAAAACAGUGGGAUGAAGAAGAACUUAGGAAAAUCAAAAUUGCUUCUGCAGGCAUAAGAAAGAAAUCUAUGGGUAGCACUUUAGGACAGUCACCAGAAACAGAUUCAUCAAAAUUGCUCUUCUUUAAAUACUGCUACCAGUGUGGGCGAUCUGUUGGUGUGACCCUUACACCUUGUCCACAUUGUUUUGAGAUCUUCACUUGCAGCAAGUCCUGCAAAGUCAAGGCUUGGAAUGACCGGCAUAAGCGAGAGUGUUUACAAACAGUGCGACAACGUAAAGCCAGCAUUAAAACAAAAGUGACUCUUCAAUCUGUAAAAUCAAAGGACACUAAAGCAAAGAAACAGACAGCAGCCAAGCAUAAAAAGGAAGAUAUAGAAAAGUGGAAAUACGAUAGAAGACGACGAACCCCUGUGCAGGCUAGCAGUCGAGCAGAUCUCCCUUACACUGGGAACUAUAGUUUCAUUUAAAUGUUAUUUUUCAUGAUGUAGUUCUGGUAAAUUUGAUGUUCAAAAUGCUGCAUAAGGAAGGAUAAAAAAAGACACUUGUUUUUAAGACAAAAUAAGAAAUAGUCCAUUUUUAUGUUAUUUGGGGGAACCAGUUUAAAUAAAUGCCUGGUAUUUUCAUUUAUGGAUGUAGUAGUGAAGUGCCCAUAUUCUUCCAAAGUCUGUUCUUUUCAAUAAAUAUGGCAUUAUUAUUUUUUAAAGAAUCUAGUAAUGUUUACUGCACUUUAACAACUUGGGAAGAUAGAAUGACUCUUCUGGUGAUACACAGACAUUUCUGUCAUUAUCGGGUCUUUCAAAUUCCUCACCUGAUGGGUAAUAUUAACCCUCAUAAUUGUUUAACUUGAUGUGCUGCUUAGUUUCCACAACAAUGUAAUUUUUGCCAAGCAGUUGAUGGUUCCAGCACAAACAUAAAUGUAUGUAUCUUUCUGUCAUUGUUGUUCCAGGAAUUUCAAAAAGUAGGGAGAAUCAGUUUUUAUUUUAAAAAUGUAUGAGUAGAGAACCAAAGCAAUUGUUUCAUCUGUUCAGUUGACAGAAACAAAGCUGGUCGCAAGCUCUGAGACACACCCAGCUCUCAGUCAUCUGUGAGUGGUGAUUUUAACACCCUAUUCUUGAAAUCUUAUUUGCAGCAUUAAAUUAGUAGAAUUCAUGAUUAAAAGCUUCUUUUCAGAGUAAUAAAAUAGCACAAUCUUAUUUUAACUGGAGCUUAGUUGAAAACUUACAGUAUUAUUGAAUGAAAACUAUUGUUUUUAUAUGUGAUCCCCGUAGGCUUGGUAGUGAAACAUUUAUUAGUGAUCUUUUCAAUUAUAGAUCCUAUUGUAGUCAGUGAAAAUUGGGAUAGAAUUUAGUGGUCUCUGUACUUGUAAUUAAGGGUGAAAAAAAUGCUAGCAGUUGUCUCGCUUAAGGCUACUGAUGGUGUUAACAAUAUUGAAGUAUCCUAUUGCUGUGCCUCUGCUGUAAUAUAUU